AAAAUAUAUGGAUAAAACUUCCAUACCAAAGUAACGUACGGAAUCAUACAUACCUGAUCGGAAAAUUCUUACACAAUGACAUCUCCGGCCUUGUUUUCCGCCGCACCGGCAAUCAAUCCCACUCAUCGUCUAGUUUCGCCGACUCUAUUCGCCUACCCUUGUGUCCACAAUCCAUCAUUCAGAUACCAAAACCGAUUAGAUACUAAUAUGAUCCAACCGUUGAAAUCAGCCGCAUCGGAUUCCAUUUCAAUUAUCGAUAACCCGACCUCAUCGGAAGAAGAGAGUUCAGUAAAAGUUGGAGCUAAGGUUAGAGUUAUAGUACCGUUAACGGUUUAUCAUAUACCUAAAGUACCAGAAUACGACUUGAAUGGCAAAGAAGGUACUAUUAAGGAAAACGUCGCAGUUUGGAAAGGGAAACAGAUUUCGGCUAAUUUUCCUAUUAAGAUUGAGUUUUUGGAAGGGAUUGAAAGUCGCGGAGAUAAGCCUGUAAAGUUUGUUGCACAUCUUAGGGAAGAUGAGUUUGAGUAUGUUGACUAACUUUGAUUAGUGAAAAGAUUGAGAAGAGUUGUUUAUUUGUUGCAUCCUGUUUGAUUCUGAUUGUUACAAUUUGAAUUGUAUGUUAUACAGGCUUUAUGGAUGUAUAUAUAUGUAUAAUAAUACAGAAAAACAACUUGAAGUGA
This is a messenger RNA of Erigeron canadensis, 680 nucleotides long. Its product is annotated as ferredoxin-thioredoxin reductase, variable chain-like. Gene Ontology annotation, biological process: photosynthesis. The transcript has a single exon. The record is from RefSeq and is a predicted model, not a curated record. Bases 76 to 537 code for a protein of 153 amino acids. Lineage: Eukaryota; Viridiplantae; Streptophyta; Magnoliopsida; Asterales; Asteraceae.